UCGCCCCAGCAGUGCAGGGGCCAGGGAGGAGCGAGGGAGGGAGCAGGGUGCCACAUAGAUAGCGAUUCCCUCCGCCCGCCCCCUCCCCGCUGGCCCGGCCCGGCUCGGCCUCUGGUCCGGCAGAGCCCGCAAGGGUUAAAGGCGGCCACAGGUGAGGUGGGCGGGGCCGCGAAUUCGGGAAAAAGGAGCGCAGGGCCGAGGAUGAAGGCAGAGAGCGCGGUGAGUCACGGGCGGAGCUGUCCUCGCUCGCUCGCUCGCCGGCUCCCGCCCGCCCUCCACCCUCCCGCCGCCUCUCUCCGCCCCUCCUCCGCCGCCAGCCGCCGGGUCUUGUUGCGGCCCCCUCUCGCCCUCGGCUCCUGCCCCUCGCCGCUGGACAGCCCGCCGGCGCGCGAGGCCCAGGAGCGCCCGUCGGGAGGGCGCCAGCCUGCCGUGCCAGGCGCCCGAGCGCAGCCUCGAGGUCCCACCUGAGGUGCCCUUGACCAUCCCUGUCCCCCACCCCACCCCGGAUCCCGGCAAUGCUAACCGCUGUCUGUGGCUCUCUGGGCAGCCAGCACUCGGACGCGCCUCCCGCCUCCCCGCCGCGCCUCGACGUGCAGCCUCUCCAAACAUACCAGGGCCACACGAGCCCCGAGGCCAGGGACUACCCCUCCUCGCUGCAACCUGGAGAGCUGCAGAGCCUCCCGCUGGGCCCAGAGGUGGACUUCUCACAGGGCUAUGACCUGCCGGGGGCCUCCACUCGGGUAACCUGCGAGGACCUGGAAAGCGACAGUCCCUUGGCCCCGGGACCCUUUUCCAAGCUCCUGCAGCCGGACAUGUCACACCAUUACGAAUCGUGGUUCCGGCCGACACACCCAGGCACCGAGGAUGGCUCGUGGUGGGACCUUCAUCCGGGUACCAGCUGGAUGGACCUCCCCCCCACUCAGGGCGCGCUGACCUCACCUGGCCACCCCGGGGCGCUUCAGGCUGGCUUGGGGGGCUACGUCGGAGACCACCAGCUUUGUGCCCAGCCGCCCCACCCACACCCGCACCCGCACCCGCACCACCUCCUCCCAGCCGGCGGAGGGCAGCACCUCCUCGGGCCUCCCGACGGGGCGAAGGCCUUGGAAGCAGCCGCCCCGGAAUCCCAGGGGCUGGAUACCAGUCUGGAUGGGGCGGCCCGGCCCAAAGGCUCCCGGCGGUCAGUGCCCCGCAGCUCAGGCCAGACCGUGUGCCGCUGCCCCAACUGCCUGGAGGCGGAGCGACUGGGGGCUCCGUGCGGGCCCGAUGGGGGCAAGAAGAAGCAUUUGCACAAUUGCCACAUCCCGGGCUGUGGGAAAGCCUACGCCAAGACAUCGCACCUGAAGGCACACCUGCGCUGGCACAGCGGCGACCGCCCCUUCGUGUGCAACUGGCUCUUCUGCGGCAAGCGCUUCACGCGCUCCGACGAGCUGCAGCGCCACCUCCAGACCCACACCGGCACCAAGAAGUUCCCCUGCGCAGUCUGCAGCCGAGUCUUCAUGCGCAGCGACCACCUGGCCAAACACAUGAAAACCCACGAGGGCGCCAAAGAGGAGGCUGCCGGGGCGGCGGCGGGAGAGGGCAAGGCCGGCGGAGCGGAGCCCCCCGGGGGCAAAGGCAAGCGCGAGGCCGAGGGCAGCGCGGCUCCCUGCAACUGA
This is a messenger RNA of Balaenoptera acutorostrata (minke whale), 1655 nucleotides long. RefSeq names its product Sp6 transcription factor (gene SP6). The record is from RefSeq and is a predicted model, not a curated record. The coding region runs from base 516 to 1655 and encodes 379 amino acids. The transcript is spliced from 2 exons. Gene Ontology annotation, molecular function: DNA-binding transcription factor activity, RNA polymerase II-specific; RNA polymerase II cis-regulatory region sequence-specific DNA binding. Lineage: Eukaryota; Metazoa; Chordata; Mammalia; Artiodactyla; Balaenopteridae. Gene Ontology annotation, biological process: regulation of transcription by RNA polymerase II.